UCAGGCGACGCUGCCAGCGUGACGUAUAAUCUAGUGGACGGUUCUUCAGAAACAGCUCGUCAACCACCUCCGUAGCUUGCUAGCCAACAUAGCCGAAAGAUUCAAGCUAUUUAUACGCUUUCGGUCUAUAUUAGCUACUGUGUUUUAGACACACUUCUGGCGUUUCAACUUGUUAACCUAUUUAAUUUAAUAUUACGUUAUUUUGUAUUAGUCAGCUAUAGUAGCUGGCUGGUUAAGUUAGCACUAGCCUAGUCGCUAAUGAUAGCUAGCUAGCUAACAUCCCCGAACAUGAGCUCCCUAAACUACUCCCCUCCUGUUAAAGAAGAGGGGGUCUGCUGGACGGAGAAAGAAGCUCUGGGGCUGAACAUUGUCGUGAAAGAGGAUGUCACAGUAAAACAAGAAGUAGAGGGUGAGGCUGUUACAGUGAAAGUAGAAGAGAAAGACGUUUCAGUGAAAGAAGAGGAAGACGCAUUCAGAGUGAAAGAGGAGGAUGUUACAGUAAAAGAAGAGGAGGAUGUAGUUUUUGGAGUGAAGGAAGGGGAGAUUACUGUCACAUUGAAAGAUGAAGAGGUGGAGAUAGGAGAUCUGAUUAACACCAGAGAGAGACGUGGGUCCUCUGGGGAGCCUCAACAACAUCAUGAUGCUGAUGAGGCAGAGAAGAGUGUCUCUACAUCAGAACUCCCCAAGAAACACCAUAGGAGACCCACAGGGAAGAAAUCUCAUUGCUCUGACUGUGGGAAACGUUGCAAAUCUUCAUUAGAACUUAAAAUACACCAGCGGGUACACACAGGAGAGAAAUCUCACCACUGUUUUGAUUGUGGGAAGAGUUACUUAAGAUUAAAAUCACUAAAAGUACACAUGCGAAUUCACACUGGAGAGAAACUUUACAGCUGUGAUCAAUGUGGGAAGAGUUUUACUAUGUCUAGUCAUCUGAUGAUACACCAGAGAACACACACAGGAGAGAAACCGUACAGCUGUACUCAAUGUGGGAAGAGUUUUACUCAGUCAAGCAACCUGUUAUCACACCAGAGAAAACACACAGGAGAUAAACCUUAUAGAUGUGAUCAAUGUGGGAGGAGCUUUACUACAUCUAGUCAUCGGAUUGUACACCAGAGAACACAUACAGGAAAGAAACCCUACAGCUGUACUCAAUGUGGGAAGAGUUUUACUCAGUCAAGCAACCUGUUAUCACACCAGAGAACACACACAGGAGAGAAAUCGUAUAGCUGUAAUCAAUGUGGGAUGAAUUUUAUUCAGUCAUGCACCCUGUUAUCACACCAGAGAACACACACAGGAGAUAAAUCUUAUAGUUGUGAUCAAUGUGGGAAGAGUUUUACUACAUCUCUUCAUCGGAUCGUACACCAGAGAAAACACACAGGAGAUAAAUCUUAUAGCUGUAAUCAAUGUGGGAAGAGUUUUACUCGGUCAAGCAACCUGGUAUCACACCAGAGAACACACACAGGAGAGAAACCUUAUAGCUGUGAUCAAUGUCGGAAGAGUUUUACUUCAUCUAGCAGUCUUAUUGUACACCAGAGAACACACACAGGAGAGAAACCUUAUAGCUGUGAUCAAUGUGAGAAGAGUUUUGUUACAUCUAGCCGUCUUAUUGUACACCAGAGAACACACACAGGAGAGAAACCUCAUGGCUGUGAUCAAUGUGACAAGAGAUACUCUGAUAAAAGAUCCCUGAACAAACAUCAGAAAAUACAUACAUGAAGGAGUUGUUUCAUGAUAUCAAUGAAAUGUCACAAUGUAGAAGAUUUUAACAUUGUAAUGGGAGUAUUUUAAUGAUUUCAUAAUGUAGAAUGUUUUAACAUUGUAGAAGGAGUAUUUUAAUGAUGUCACAAUGUAGAAGCCUAAAUGUUUGUCCCCUGUUCUAUUGAUUUCAGCCAGAUAUGGAUAUUAGCAUCAGAGUGAAAAUCCAGGCUCUGAAUUGAAAGUACUAUUUAUGUGAUUUAACAAAAAGUGACUAACAAAUAAAGAGCUGUGUUGCACUUAUAACAUUGGUGACCCACUUUAAUCAAAAUAUAGCUAGAUGUUUUCUACAAAUGGUCCUCUAACCAGGGAUGUACACGUUACUCCCAGAUUCUGUGUGGUUUUUGAGCUGUUAGUUUUAACAGGACGUGCAACCUCCUCUCACGCAAUUGAUUUCUACAUUAUAUCGAUGAGUUAUGACAUAAGUGUUGCGUUCCUUUGUUUAGCAACCCCAUACAUUUAAAUGCAUCACUCCAAAAUGUAGCUGACUGUCUUCUGCAGGUUGUCCCCUAAUCAGUGAGGUAAAAGAUAUCUCCCAUUUCCAUGUUUUUUUUUAGAUGUGUUAGUUUCAACAUCACAUACAACCUGAUUUCCCCCCGAAUCAAUAUCAGUGAUGUAUUGCUACUGUCAAAACAACAUCGUUUCUGGUGUUUGUGCAGUUUAUAAGGAGCUUGUUUAAAAAAAUACAAGUAAUAUGAUUGUUGCAGAUGUUUGUAAUUAAGUGAAUUAUUGCCAAAAUAUAUUUAUGUACAUUUGGUUUUGAUAUUUCAUAUUUACAAUUCAUGUAACAUUUAGUAAUCAUAAUUAUUUAAGCAAACCAGCUGACUAUUUUGGGUACAAUUAUAUUGACAUUUUUGCCCUGCUUUUAGAAUAUCAGGGUUCAUUCUCAGAUGUGCCAACACAAACGUACUAGAGCAUGAUUUUGGGGACUGGGUCCCGAUCCAACAACAUGCAUAUGGAGUGAACCCUGAAAAGAGAGAGAAUCUCCGCAGUGAGGUGGAAAGUUACUAUGGAUAUUGCAGGAGUUUCCUCUUGAAAUCAGACAUGUUCGUUUUAAGGAAAACUUGCUGAUUGUCUCAAGGGUGGGCACUCAAAAUGUUUGUGUAUUGCGUAUAGCCAGUGCGUUGCCAUGGAUCACAAUUUAUUAUGACUUCACGUUUUUCCGUAUUGGAGAUGAGUUUUGUUUGGGCUCGUUCCAAGGGGACGAGAGUUUUAGAGGCUAGUGAGUUUUAGGAAGAUGUGAAUUCUAGUAGCUAGUGGGGGGAAAUAUUUUUUUAAUUAUUAUUAUUUUUUUGACAGCCAGUAGACACAAUGUUUAUAUUAGUGAAGGUGAAGCAUUGUAGUUGUAGUCAAAAUUAGUUUUAGGAUUCUAGAAAGAAAGCGAGAACUAAUACAAUUGUAUAUUAUUAUUUAGAAAUACUUGUUUUUUCUUGUUUUUAAUUGUUACCAGUAGGUGAAGCAUUUUAGUUCAUUUGAAUAUGAAAUGGAAGUUCUUUUCUGUUAUUGGUGAGAACUUGUCCAACAAAAAUAUAGGAUAUAUUUGUUGUCUUAAGGGGGAUGUGUUUCAGGCUUUGGUUUUUCAAUUUUUGUUUUGAGGUUGGACUUUAGCCCGUAUAUCUCGUUAGCACUGUGAGGGAAUUUUCUGUUAAACCUUACUAAUGUAGUAAAAUAUAAUUCUUUAAGCCGAGGCAUUGGGCUUGAGAUUGGUAAAGAACCUAACUCCUAUAACAUAGAAAAGUGUGUUGAUAGAGGCCUGUUCUGGGUGUGUAGAAUGAUCCCAUGAUGUUCAGACACUUAGCCAAGAAUAUGACAGAAACUGACUGGUUCUUGAUCCUCCACAGAGUAAAGGUUAUAUCCUGCACACCAGAAACAGAGCUAUUGUUUUGGAGCCUGUUUCUGGGGAAAGAUUGUGGUGGAGAAAUCAGAAUUAGCUAAGUAACAUAGUUAAUUAAGUCUUAUCUGCAGAAUAUGCUGAUACGAACUAUUGACCUCUUGCUAUUAGAAUGUCUCCUUUCUGACUCUGGUGUUGGCAGCCACACUUCAUCCCUCAAAUGGGCCUCAGUCACCUUGGGUCCAGAGAGGGGAGAAGUCAGGCUUAUCCAUCACAUGUCCCUGUUGCUAGGCGGAAUAUCAGUAUCGAUCACAUGUCCCUGUUGCUAGGCAAAAUAUCAGCAGGGAGUAAGGCAAAGGAGAUCAGAAGAAAACAUUGUUUCCAUUUUUCAACUGUGUGUUUAUUGCAAACCAUGUGAAGGGAAGGCAUGAGUAAUGGGGAACCAAUCACUUGCAACUCCGUAAUUGUUCACGCUUUUGGAAAAGACUGUCAAGUUUAUUCAUAAGGGUUAUGAAUAUGGGAUAAUCAAUCCAUUUAAAGCUAAACCCUGGCAUAAAGUAGUUCACAUCCAGACAGGCUUUGGAAAAUACAUAUGAGCUAGCAGAUUUUUGAAGCAU
Molecule: messenger RNA, 4203 nt
Organism: Oncorhynchus gorbuscha (pink salmon)
Lineage: Eukaryota; Metazoa; Chordata; Actinopteri; Salmoniformes; Salmonidae
Product: gastrula zinc finger protein XlCGF57.1-like
Exons: 2
Coding region: 289-1716 (475 amino acids)
Source: RefSeq, a predicted model, not a curated record